AGCCUCUCGCCCUGUGUCUGAAAAUCAAACAAAAAAUUAGCAACAGCGAGCAGCUACUACCACCUUCUAGGGCUCAAGCUCCACUCUCUCCCCCACUUCGAUUUCUAGGGUUUCCACUAGGGGAAUAAAAAAAAAAGAAAAAUACCUAAUUCCCUCCAUCAAUCCAUGGCCAAGACGAAGCCUGGCAAAAAGGACCUCGAUUCCUACACCAUCAAGGGCACCAACAAGGUCGUCAGAGUCGGCGAUUGCGUCCUGAUGCGGCCAUCGGACUCCGACAAGCCCCCGUACGUCGCUAGGGUUGAAAAGAUCGAGGCUGAUCAUCGCAAUAACGUGAAGGUUAAGGUUCGGUGGUAUUAUCGGCCGGAGGAGUCGAUUGGAGGAAGGAGACAGUUCCAUGGAGCUAAAGAACUGUUCUUGUCUGAUCAUUAUGAUGUGCAGAGCGCUCACACGAUUGAGGGGAAAUGCAUCGUGCAUUCUUUUAAGAACUAUACGAAGCUGGAGAAUGUCGGCGCUGAGGAUUACUUCUGUAGGUUUGAGUAUAAGGCUGCUACUGGAGGGUUCACGCCCGACCGAGUUGCUGUGUACUGUAAGUGCGAGAUGCCGUAUAAUCCGGAUGAUCUCAUGGUACAAUGUGAGGGUUGCAAGGACUGGUUUCAUCCCUCUUGUAUGGGUAUGACUAUUGAACAAGCAAAGAAAUUAGAUCACUUCCUGUGUUCAGAUUGUUCCUCUGAAGAUGAUGCAAAGAGAUCUGGGAAUGGUUUUCCUUCUUCACCUGAGCCAAAGGUUGAAACAAAAAGGAGAAAGAGGUAGUCGCAUUUUGGGGCAGUGAGCUGGUUCAUGAGGGAUAAUUUGAUUGUGGCUAAAUUAGCAGCGUUUGGGGGCAGUGAGCUGGCUCAUGAGGAUGUGUUUUUAGUUGGAUGGCUAAAUUAGCAGCAGCUGUUCCAUUGUCGUCCUUAGCUGAUAUGGAAAUGUACAGUGCAGAGAAGAGACUGUUCUUGCACAAACUAGGACUCGGUUUCUUUGACUUAUAAUAUAUGAUUUAAUUUGCUUCUGUGUGCCCCUAGGAAGUGGAUUUGAAUGGUCUUUUACUUGUAGGAACACGAAAGCGUGAAAAUUGUGGCCUUUUACUUGUAAUAUUUAUUCUGUAAACGCAUACUUUUUUUUCUUUUUUUUCCCUUUUUUUCUUUUCGAGAUUUGAGAUUUGAGAUUUCGUCCGUGCAUGAGAAAUGUAGGUUUUUAGUCUAGGGUUAUGAAUUGAGAUAUCUAGCUAGUUUUGAACA
Messenger RNA from Asparagus officinalis (garden asparagus), 1280 nucleotides. Its product is annotated as chromatin remodeling protein EBS-like. The coding region runs from base 166 to 810 and encodes 214 amino acids. NCBI's taxonomy places the organism in Eukaryota, Viridiplantae, Streptophyta, Magnoliopsida, Asparagales, Asparagaceae. The record is from RefSeq and is a predicted model, not a curated record. The transcript is spliced from 5 exons. Gene Ontology annotation, molecular function: chromatin binding.